This is a messenger RNA of Leucoraja erinaceus (little skate), 5297 nucleotides long. RefSeq names its product nicotinate phosphoribosyltransferase (gene naprt). The record is from RefSeq and is a predicted model, not a curated record. Gene Ontology annotation, biological process: NAD+ biosynthetic process. Lineage: Eukaryota; Metazoa; Chordata; Chondrichthyes; Rajiformes; Rajidae. Gene Ontology annotation, molecular function: nicotinate phosphoribosyltransferase activity.
CUGGGCUGGGCUGUGCUGUGCUGUGCUGCCCGGGCUGGGCUAGGCUAGGCUGAGGGCAGCGCUGCGAUGUUGCGGGCUGGGGUAGCGCCUCUGCAGCCGCCGCAGCCUCUGCUCACCGACCUGUACCACUUCUCCAUGGCGUACGGGUACUGGCGCUGCGGCCGCCACUCGCUCACCGCCGUCUUCCAGCUGUACUUCCGCAGCUGCCCGCUGGCCGGGGAGUUCACGCUUGCCGGCCUGCACGACUGCCUCCACUUCCUCGCACACUUCCAGCUCACCCCACAAGACGUGGGGUUCCUACGUGGGGUGCUGCCCCCCGAUACAGACCGGGGUUUCUACGAGUAUCUGCAGGGUGUGACAACGGAGGGGGUGACGGUGAGGGCGGUGCCUGAGGGGUCCGUGGUCUUCCCACAGGUGCCGUUGCUGGAGGUGGAGGGUCCACUAGCGGUGGUCCAGAUGCUGGAGACGCCGUUUGUGGUCAAAACUACGCCAGCGCGGAUGCGAGCUAGCCACCAACGCAGCAGGAUGCGACUAGCAGCAGGGGAUGGUCGCAGGCUGCUGGAGAUGGGGCUGCGCAGAGCCCAGGGUCCCGACGGGGGGCUGUCAGCAGCCUCUCGCUACUCCUACAUCGGAGGCUUUGAUGCAACCAGCAACGUUCUGGCUGGGAAGCUUUACGAUAUCCCACUGUUCGGUUCCCUGGCACAUUCCUACAUCACCUCCUUCACAUCCCUGUCGGACGUCACCGGUCAGACGUUGGUGCCGGCUGGAGGAGACGGAGCAGCACGGGACCUGGUGUCUCUGUGUAGACGGUGGCUCUCACGUGUCUGCACCUUCCUCGUGCUGCCCGAAGACCAGGUCAACAUGUCCGAGUUGGCCGCCUUCAUCUCCUACGCCUCCUGCUCCCCCAACAACUUUGUGGGUCUGGUGGACACCUACAGUGUGGUGAGGAGCGGAGUGCCCAACUUCUGUGCGGUGUCGCUGGCUCUGGACGAGUUGGGCUACCGGGUUCAGGGCGUGCGUUUGGACAGCGGCGAUCUGCCGCCUCUCCCUCACCGUGCGCUCCACACUGCGGGACUGUGCCCACAGGUUUUCGGUGCCCUGGUUUUCACACACUUUCCCAUCAUCGUGACCAACGACAUCACCGAGAAUGAUCUCGUCAAUCUGCAGCUACUGCCGAAUGCUGUGGACUCGGUGGGAGUGGGCACCAACCUGGUCACCUGCCCCCUGCAGCCAUCGCUGGGCUGUGUCUACAAGCUGACGCAGGUGAGCGGGAUCCCACGGAUCAAGCUGACCGAGGACAAGGACAAGAUGACCCUUCCUGGGAAGAAAACCGCCUACAGGUUGUUUGGACAGGACGACAGCCCCAUCCUGGACCUGCUGAUGGUGGAUGAUGAGUUGUUGCCGCGGGCGGGUGAAGAGAUCUGGUGUCACGUGCUGGGCCGUGGAGGAGAGCGCGUGUCGGUGACGGCAGCGAGAGUCCAGUGCCUUCACCACGUUUACUACAAGGAUGGGCAGAUCACCAUGAACCUUCCUACCACAGCGGAGAUCAGGAGCCAUGCCCAGCGUUCCCUGAAUAAUCUCCCCCUAAAGCACAAACACCUCCAGGGGCCCGUCCCAUACCAGGUGGCCGUCUCCACGAGGCUUCAGCAGGUUCUGGGGGAGCUGAUGGAGGAGGGGAUCCCUACCCCCGGGCAGGCCUCCCCCUGCCCCACCUCCCUCUCUGUAGCUGCCAGCAGUUAGAGGAUCCAGGCUCACCCGCGGCCUUAACCCACCCCCCGGGUAGGGAAGCCCUGCGUACAGGUUUACAGGUACCUCAAGGUGCUCACCUCCACCAGGUGGAUUGGUAGAGUUGCUGCCUCACAGCGCCAGAGAACCAGCUUCCAUCCCGACUACGGGUGCUGUCUGUACAGAGUUUGUACGUUCUCCCCGUGACCUGCGUGGGUUUUCUCCGGGUGCUCUGGUUUCCUCCCACAACUCCAAAGACGUGCGGGCUUGUAUGCUAAUUGGCUUCGGUAUAAUAUAGAACAUAGAAACAUAGAAAAUAGGUGCAGGAGUAGGCCAUUCGGCCCUUCGAGCCUGCACCGCCAUUCAAUAUGAUCAUGGCUGAUCAUCCAACUCAGUAUCCCGUACCUGCCUUCUCUCCAUACCCCCUGAUCCCCUUUAGCCACAAGGGCCACAUCUAACUCCCUCUUAAAUAUAGCCAAUGAACUGGCCUCAACUACCUUCUGUGGCAGAGAGUUCCACAGAUUCACCACUUUCUGUGUGAAAAAAGUUCUUCUCAUCUCGGUUUUAAAGGAUUUCCCCCUUAUCCUUAAGCAGUGACCCCUUGUCCUGGACUUCCCUAACAUCGGGAACAAUCUUCCUGCAUCUAGCCUGUCCAACCCCUUAAGAAUUUUGUAAGUUUCUAUAAGAUCCCCUCUUAAUCUCCUAAAUUCUAGAGAGUUCUCUCCAUACCCCCUGAUCCCCUUAGCCACAAGGGCCACAUCUAACUCCCUCUUAAAUAUAGCCAAUGAACCGGCCUCAACUACCUUCUGUGGCAGAGAAUUCCACUGGGCCUGUACUCUCUGUGUGAAAAAUGUUUUUCUCAUCUCGGUCCUUAAAUACUUCCGCCUUAUCCUUAAACUGUGACCCCUUGUUCUGGAAAUUGUAAAUUGUCCCUAGUAUGUGUGGGACAAUGCUAGUGUACGGGAGAAGGGGGGUCGCUGGUCGGCACGGUCUUGGUGGGCCGAAGGGCCUGUUUCCGCGCUGUAUCUGUACAGUAAAGUCUAUCGCCACUCCUCGCCACAGCCUAUUAGCUUGGCAAUAGUAGAUGUCACAUAGUAACCCAAUCCAAUUGUUAGCAACACAGCCAAUUGGGGAAGGACCAAACCACUGCCCACUCAAUGGUCCAUUCCUUACAGUCAAGAUGAACACACCAUGCUGGGGUAACUCAGCGGGACAGGCAGCAUCUCUGGAGAGAAGCAAUGGGUGGUGUUUCGGGACAAGACCCUUCUUGAGGCAAACGUCACACAAUCCUGUCCCGCUGAGUUACUCCAGCAUUUUGUGUCUACGGUGUAGACAAACAUCUGCAAUUCCUCCCUGCACAUUUCUUACAGAUGUGUUGUAUCCUAUCCCCUCAUAUCAGCUCCUGUGCCUUACUGAUUCAACAAUCAAUGAACUGCAGAUGCUGGUUUAAAAAAGAAGUCACAAAGUGCUGGAGUAACCCAGCGGGCCAAGCAGCAUCUCUGGAGAACAUGGAUAGCUGAUGCUUCGGACUGAAGGAUUGCCGACCCGAAAUGACACCCAUUCUUUUUAGAAACAUAGAAAAUAGGUGCAGGAGGAGGCCAUUCGGCCCUUGGAGCCAGCACCACCAUUCAUUGUGAUCAUUGCUGAUCGUCCCCAAUCAAUAACCCGUGUCUGCCUUCUCCCCAUAUCCCUUGAUUCCACUAGCCCCUAGAGCUCUAUCUAACUCUCUUAAAUCCAUCCAGUGAUUUGGCCUCCACUGCCCUCUAUGGCAGGGAAUUCCACAAAUUCACAACUCUCUGGGUGAAAACCUUUUCUUUCACCUCAGUCUCCAGAGAUGCUUCCUGGAUUUUAGUUUAGUAUAGAGAUACACCGUGGAAACAGGCCCGUUUGGUCCGAGCCCGCACCGACCAGCGAUCCCCACAGACUGGAGACAUUAUACACUUAUACCAAGUAUACAAACCCAAGCCAAUUAACCUACAAACCUGUCCGUCUUUGGAGUGUGGGAGGAAACCGAAGAUCCCGGGGAGAACGUACAAACUCCGUACAGACAGCGCCCGUAGUCAGGAUUGAACCCGGGUCUCCGGUGCUACAAGCGCUGUAAGGCAGCAACUCUACCGCUGAGCCACCGUGACCGCCCUGCUGAGUUUCUCCAGCACUUUGUGCCUUUGCUUGUUUCAAUACUUCCUCAACGCUGGGGGAACAUCUGCCUCCACCACCACCUCAGGCAGUACAGUCCCGUCCCCAACCAUUCUUUGUGCAUCCACUCUAAACCUCCCACCCUAAACCCAGUCCCUCCCAAUUCUCAGACACUCCAGGACCAUCCUGAAGAUGGCAGUAGAUGCCAGUAGCUGCCCCUGGAACUGUUCAUGUGUCAGAUGUUCACCAUUGCUCCAGUGACGCAUGGACUACCCGUUACAAACCCUGCCACCCAUUACGAUCCUGCCAUUACACCUUCAGUGCCUACACACCAACCAGUUGAUUACAACACACUCAUUGUAUGAGCUACCAUAGACUCAUAGAGUACAGAAAUAGGCCCUUCGGUCCAACUCAUCCAUGCUGACCGAGAUGCCACAUCUAUGCUGGUCCCACCCGUGCAAAGUACUAUUGAUACAGAGUCAUUAUAUAUCAUAACAAGUACUUUAAUCAGAAUACAUACAGAGACCAUCGAAAGGAGUACUGUGGGCUCGAAUCGUAAGUCGAACGAACCAACAUGGCUACCAGGUGGUAGUGUGGAAACCUGACAUGGAUUAUAGAUCAGGUCGGCAGCAGCAAAACCAGGCACAGAUCAAAUCAGCAAUACUGUUUGAUCUACAUCCUCCUCCUUAGGCUUUCGCCCAGAAGGCAAACAGAAAGCAUGCAGGAGUAAUAUGUAUAUAAAGCUAUAAAAUGAACUAUCUACAGCAGUGGUUCCCAACCUUUUUUAGCUCAUGGCCCCCUUGGGAUCUUUUAAUUUUUCUGUGCCCCUCCCUGACAUUAUUAGCGGAAAAAAAAGACUUCAAUAUUAUAAUACCUUCCAUAGCGAUAUCAGUGUCUAUUAAUUGCACAUAUAUUCUCUUUUAUUCUAUUCCACAAACAUCAAAAAUAUUUCAACUACAUAGAUUUAAAUUUAUUAGGAGUGAAAUUUAUUAGCUCUGUGGCCCCCUUCAUUGAACCUGUGGCCCCCUAAAUCCCAACAUUUUUCUGUGCCCCCCCUGAAAUUUGCCAUAUGGCCCCAGGCUGGGAAUCACUGGUCUACAGUAAAGCAAUGUAGGAUAUAUUGCAAGUAAUAUAAGUAACGUUGGUUAUAGUCCAAGAUCUGCGUCUAGACAUAAUCCCCGUAUCUAGCCACAGACUUGCUGACACGUACAGUACAGGCCUUCAGCCGUGUCCCUCACAGGAGAUGUCGCCACAGGCCCGCCCGGCCUUCAUCGGGAGUUCCGUAGCAGGCGAUGACUCAACCAGGGCACUGCAGCUUCACAAUACUGACCGAAUGGACCUCGCUUCCCCCAUAUGUGAGAAGAGUCAACAUUGCUGGGUUUUAAUAGCUGUACCUUCCUCAGACGAUUAAACUGUUCCCGAGACAAAACGUUGCA